Molecule: messenger RNA, 1861 nt
Organism: Cryptococcus deneoformans JEC21
Lineage: Eukaryota; Fungi; Basidiomycota; Tremellomycetes; Tremellales; Cryptococcaceae
Exons: 2
Coding region: 211-1788 (525 amino acids)
Biological process (GO): DNA damage response
Cellular component (GO): nucleus
Molecular function (GO): histone H3K56 acetyltransferase activity
Source: RefSeq, a predicted model, not a curated record
CGAGGAGUACGAGUUGUAUACGUGGUUUGGAUUUCUCAUCAGGAAGCCGCCGGCGGGCUCUGGGAAAGGCUGAAUACGUAAGCAGACAACGCUGGCAGAUCCGCUUCAGCUGUGCCUGUCUUUUGCUCCCGCCGGAAUAACCUCCACCUCGCGUCGCGUGGCCAAUCUCGUCUUCGUUCCACUUCCCAUCGCAUAUCACUCGCUGCCACAAUGCUCGUCCCGUCGCACCUCCGCGACCACCUCCUCCACUCCCUCUCCCCGCUCCCAAACACCCAGCCUCUAGGCCUCACCGUCCUCGCUUCCCAGCCUAAACGCACACGCGAGCUCUUCCCACACGCUGUCCACCCACCAAAAUGCACACAGCAAGAAUGGUUGGUCGUUUUCGACUCGGAGAUGGAGACGGACAAGGUCAGUAUCAAAGACGCGGGAGACGGCAAGAGCGCGAAGCAUCCUCGGGUCCUCAUCGCCGCCAUAUCCGCCCACCUCUACACCUUUUCCCCCUCCGUCCCUUCCGUCCUCUACAUAUCCAAAGUCGACUCCUCGGGCUAUUCUUCAUCCGCCACCCCUCUCCCGCUGACACGCCACUUGAUCCGCUCCUUCAUCCUCUUCUUCCUCGCCCACUGCCCUGCUCUGCGAGUCCAGCUUUUUGCAAGAGCACAGAGACAGUACUUGUUUGCAAACUCGGCGGAUUGGAAGGGAAAGAAAGUCCUGGGCGGAGCGGGACUGUGCAAGUGGUGGAAGGGGGUCUAUGAGGACGUGGUUAGUUCGUGGGCAUCUUCGUCUCCCAGCCCUGGUCCGGCUGGAUCUACUGGAUUGAAAUUAAAAGUAGAGAAACAGGCCAUGAAAUUACGGUUCAUCUUACCUGGGUAUGAUGAGCAAGAAGCCAAAGCACUCCUUGGAGCUGGGAGACCUUUACCAGAAGGCGUGGAAUGGACGUACACACCACCGUUCACAUCGCCUCUCAUCCCAUCGGCUUCCGGCUCUGGCUCCGGCUCCGAUCCCAAAAUAUCGCUCGCAACGCUCAUACCGUCCUUACCAGAUGACCCCAAAACCCGUUUUCUCCAAGAACUCGUCUCUGAACAUCCCCGUCCGCCCACCUCUUCAGCGACUGCCAAAGACGAGCAAGGCGGACAGGAAAUAUCAAAUGAUGGGUCAGGGCCGGGAACAGGACGAGGUGGAAGAGAAGGAGGAAAAGAAGGCAAGACAAGGAAAUUGCACGAAGCAGAGGAAGACGCUGCUCAACGAAAGUUUGCGGAAAACAUCUUGCAUUCCGUUGGGAUCGCCGAGUUUUGGGAAAGGAUGGGGUUCAGGCAGGAAUGUGCGAGCGGGGAUGUGACGGGGUUCUUCACGCUCGAAUCUGUAACAGAGGUAGAGAGUAAACGGAAAAGCGAAGAAUCGUCCCCUGAUGCCACCACGCCCAUCGCCACCGCUGCCGCCGCUGCUACCCCCGCCAUCGCCAAAAACGCGCUCCUCCCUCAAGCCAUCACCGAACGCCUCCUUACAGCGCUCACCAACCUCGAUUUCGCGAGCCCUUCUCUUGCAAUAGAAGGAAGCACGAUCUGGCUCGAGCAAACGCGUUCGAUCGUCGUCGGUGAAGUGGGAAAAGUGGGGUGGGACCUUUGUGUAGGGAGGAUUGAGGCGAAGGCUGGACAGGCGGGGCAAACUGGACAGGCUAACAUGGGGGUUGGAGAUGGUGGGGCUCGGGAAGGAGCUGGAGAAGGGGUAAGGAAAAGGGAAGAGGUUGUGACCAUGUUACAGCCGAGAAAGAAAAAAAAGGUCGUUCAAUAACGCCUCAAAGGAUUUCCUUGACCAGUUAAAAUUAGAUACAGAUAGCUAGCAUGCAUAUAUAAAACUCUUUGUU